This is a messenger RNA of Elaeis guineensis (African oil palm), 688 nucleotides long. RefSeq lists its product as uncharacterized. The record is from RefSeq and is a predicted model, not a curated record. Lineage: Eukaryota; Viridiplantae; Streptophyta; Magnoliopsida; Arecales; Arecaceae.
GGAACCAUCCUUGUCUCCUCUUCUGCUUAUAAAUAAUAUAAGAUCACAUGCAUUCCAUUCACCUCACUCUCCAAAAGGUCCUAAAAAAUCUCUUCUCGAGAUACUAUACAUGCUACAACUAUAGAUAACCAGUAUGUCCUCCAACACCUUCAAGUACUCCAUCAAAGCAUAUCCUUCUUCCCUCCUCUUCAGACAAAACUCAAAGAAGUCUAGAGCUCGCCUCUCGCAUACCGCAAGGAUGAGGAGGUUGCGCAGGAGAAGAGAAAGUAGGAAGGAAGAGGAUCAGGAAGAGCGACGCAAGAUGGAAGCAAAGAUGGAGUUGGUGAACCUAAAGCUUUACUUGGAGAACCGAUGCAUCAUGGAGGAGAACGAGAGGUUGAGGAAGAAAGCUCUCCUCCUCCGCCAAGAGAACCAGGCUUUGCUCUCCCACCUCCUCGUCACCAACUUCGCCAGCCCCACCACCACCACAACCCUUCACAGCUAAAUGAUGGGCUUCUCUUCCAACUUCUGAUUUAUGGAUAUAUGUGUUCUUCCUUCUUGUUUGCUGUUCUCUUUGAUAUUAUGUAUGCAUAAUAAGUUUUUUAACUACUAGGAGUCACUGUGAGACUUUGAGGUGUAUUAAUUGUUUACUUUAGAAAUUACCGAAAAGCAUGUAAACCGUCAGUUUGGAAGGUUUGUGAUGUUGAAG